Tinamus guttatus (white-throated tinamou) is the source of this 561-nucleotide messenger RNA. NCBI's taxonomy places the organism in Eukaryota, Metazoa, Chordata, Aves, Tinamiformes, Tinamidae. The record is from RefSeq and is a predicted model, not a curated record.
AUGCUCCCCAGUGAGGCCAGGAGCAGCCAGGAGCAGCUGCCGGCUCUGGAGCAGCCAGGAACAAUUUGUGGCGUGGGCUCCGUGCUGCUCUUCCCCAACAGCUCCGUGCAGAACGUGGCCGUCAUCGGCGCGGGGCUGCGCGUGGGGCUGCGGGCGCUGUCGCUGUGCACCUGGGUGAGCACCCCAGCCCCCUACCUUGGCACCCUGCUCUCCUAUGCCACCGAGGACAACGACAACAAGCUGGUGGUGCACGGCUGGGACAGGGGCCUGCCCGGCUCCAUGCACUUCGUCAUUGGUGACCCGGAGUUUCGGGAGCUGCCGGUGACACAGCUGCUGGACGGCAAGUGGCACCACCUCUGCCUCACCUGGUCGUCCGAGCAGGGCAAGUUCCGCUUCUACGUGGACAGGAGGCUGCUGGCUGGCGGCCCCCGCCCGGGGGGGGUUGCAAUUUUAGCCACUGGCCAGGGGCUGCCGCCUGGCGCUCUGCUCACACUGGCCAAUGCCUCCCUGCAGGGCUGGGUGCGCAGGGUGGAGUGCGCCUGUCUCGAGCGCUGCUUGUGA